Fraxinus pennsylvanica is the source of this 852-nucleotide messenger RNA. The record is from the annotation of a GenBank genome assembly. NCBI's taxonomy places the organism in Eukaryota, Viridiplantae, Streptophyta, Magnoliopsida, Lamiales, Oleaceae.
AUGAACAAUUUCAGGCAUUCCAUCCCACUUUACCCCUGUACAUUUCUUGAUAUUCCCAAAAAGCCUUCCAUUGCCUUCGCCAAGAAGAGAAAUUCUCAGCCAAAGUCCGAGCCGAUUCUCGAACCUUCCAUUAUCGAAGACGUCUCCAUGAAUGAGGAUGAAGAUAUGGAAGAUGAUCCUUUUCUUGAGGAUGAGGAGCUUGUAGAUGAUGAUGGUUAUUUUGAGGAUGAGUAUUUUGCAGAAGAGGCCGAAUCUUUUGUUGGGGAUGGAGCUGGAGGAGGUGGACUAUCUCUCGCUGGUACAGCAUGGGAUAGAAAAGCUUAUGAAAUUGCUGAAGAAGUUGCUCUAUCUUUCGAUGGAGAACUAAGUAUAUAUGCCUUCAAGACGCUGCUAAAUGCCACUAUUCAAGUUCGUAUUGAAAGACUUACAAAUAAGUCUGGUUCUCCCAGUAUGACGGAUAUUGAAGCUUUCUCCGCAACAUAUAGAGCACGGCUUGAUGAAGCUGAGGCUGCUGGAUCUAUUCCCGAGAACAUAUCUCUUGAGGUGUCUUCUCCUGGCGUUGAAAGAAUUGUUCGGAUUCCCCAAGAUCUAGAACGUUUUAGGGAUCGUAACAUGUAUGUGAAAUAUGUCACUGAAGUAGUGGAGACUGGUUUAUCAUCUGAGCAUGACGGAGUCUUCAGGCUCAUAUCGUUUGAUUCGGAGGCUAAUAGUUGCACGUGGGGAUUAGCAGAUGUAAGGGUAAAUAGAGAAAAGGCCGGGAAGGGAAGGCCACUUAGCAAAAAGCAGCGAGAGUGGCGAAUAAACACGCCGUUUGAUUCCCUGCAUUUAGUUCGAUUGUAUUCUGAGUUUUAA